This is a messenger RNA of Pelodiscus sinensis (Chinese soft-shelled turtle), 4517 nucleotides long. It is a transcript of the gene NOXRED1, whose product is annotated as NADP dependent oxidoreductase domain containing 1. The record is from RefSeq and is a predicted model, not a curated record. Gene Ontology annotation, biological process: L-proline biosynthetic process. NCBI's taxonomy places the organism in Eukaryota, Metazoa, Chordata, Testudines, Trionychidae. Gene Ontology annotation, molecular function: pyrroline-5-carboxylate reductase activity.
UGCUUAAAAGCCCCACCUUCCUGUGCACCUCUGAUUAACCCUCAGAAAAGUAUCUUUCAGCUAAGUGCAGAUUGCUAGGAUGAUUACCUUUGUUGAUAGCCUCACUCCAGGCACUGCAUCUCGACCUGUCUUUUCACCCAAAGGGAAGCUGGCAGCUCAGGCUGGAGUUCAUCAAGCCUCUUGUUGAGUUGGUUAGCGAAUGAGGUAAAAUUCCCUCCUAACAAGUGUGAAGAUGCUGGCCCUGCGAAGCUCCUUGGACUAGUCUUCUCCGUGGCAUUUACAUGGAGAGAAUUUUGCUGCGUCCCUUCAAAAUGUGACACUCCCAUGAGGUUCAGGCUAGCUGUGUCAUGUCAGACCACACUUCCUGUUCCUUAAAUAAAGCUGCAUCUCUGGUUCUCUUUGUGUCUCCUAUCUACUUCCUUCUCUAGUGCUUUUCAUGUCACCACGUACCCUGAUCGUGGGAGGUUGCCCCACCUUUUGAGAAGCGGGCAGGUGAGAUGCACCUCAAAGUAUCCCAGGGUCAUAAGAAAUGUGACUGGUGGGACAAUUUUGCCUUAAAAGAGAAGCUUUUCCCAGGCAGCAAUCUCAAAUCCUGGAUGUUCUUAGUAGGAGCACAUCUGACAGCAAGUGGUUCCGAGAAACACACAGCCUUGCAAAUGGCCAUACAAAAAUGGUAGUUAUUUUAUCUGUUGAAGCUAACAGCAGCCCCAUGCCAGUCCUAGGGCAGAGUCUGGUUCCAGGGUGCCCCCCUGGUAUGCUGUAACAACCCUAAUUAAGUGUAUGAUAAAAAGGGAAUUUUCAGAAUAUUUUUCUGAUAUAUAUGUCUCACUUUCCACUGUUUGCUGCAUUGUUAUCUAGUGGGUGGGGAAGGACUGGUUGGUCUACACUAGGAACUUGCAUUGCCAUAGCUGCAUUGGUCAGGGGAGUGCAAAAGCCAAACUCCUGAGAGACAUACCUGUACCAACUUAAUCCCCAGCAUAGACAGCACUGGAUUGAUGGAUGAUUUCUUUAUUGACCUAAGACUUGUCUGCAUUUACAGUGCUUCAUCCCUAUACCGUUUUGUGAAGAUGCUACCUAUGCUGAUGGGACAGUGUUUCCCAUCAGCGGGUUCCCUACCCUCUGAAAGGCAGUAGAUAUGUCUACACAGGGAGCUAGAUCAGAGUAACUGUCAUUCAGGGGUGUGGAUUUCACAUGCUCCUGAGGAACACAAGUUAUACUUGCGUAAACUUGUAGUGUAGACCAGGGCCUAGUUGCCGUCUGUCAGGGAGGUGGAUUACCUGUACUGAUGGAAGAAUGCCUCCUAUUGGUAUAGUAUCUCUACUGCACCAGGAUAAUAUUGUAAGUGGAUUUGCCAAAACCUUCAAGAGAAUGUUGAAUGUUGCCUAGCUGUCUGAGCCAGGAUGGCCUAGGCUGACUGUAUCAAUGGAGAAUCUGAGAAGGCAAUGGCAAAUCCAGUCAGUAGGACAGGCACCUAGCAACCAACAAUGCAGAGGCCGAUGAAUUUCCUGACCUCUCAAUAGGGAAGCCAAGCGCAAUCACUCAGUUUAAGAACAAAGGACUGGAACGUGUGAGGUAGGAAGGUGAGAGUUGGCUGCUGAAAGGAAACUGGGCUCCCACCUUGGAGCUGACCAAGUAGUUCAGACUGAGCCUAAGCCUGAAGAAGGAGUUCACUGUGGAUUGGCUGGGAUUCUGUGCUCACCAGAAUGGAUGAUGUUUUAACUUUCAUUUUUCUAUGCUAAUCUGAAGACUUAUGUUCCAGUUGUCUAAUAAAUUUGGCUCUUUUGAAAGUGCUGCCUGAGUGUGUCUGUAAAUACUUGGUGAUGUGCAUUAGUCCCUGAAGAGUGGACAGGUCUCUGCCAGGGGUUUGGCUCAGUUGGACUUAUUGAACAGAGCUCACAAUAUGAAGUAGGAGUGAUGAAGCCUUAGAGGUUCAGUUUGAGGAGGUGGUGAGGCAUUGUGGCCUAAGCAGUGCAGAAAGAGCAAAACACCUGUGGGUCUGGCACAUUGAAGGGGCUUCUCAAAACUUUCCCAAAGCUGGUGGUCUAGCACCUAUCCUGUGGAUCCAGGAUUGUGCAAUUCUGGGGCCCUACAUUAGUAAGUAGUAAGGCUUGUCCCUCUUGGGGUGAGUGCUGAACUGUGGAGUUUGGAAGCAGGGAAGGGAGCUGCUCAGGAAUCUUGAUAGCUCUUUAAAUACUGCAACAGUGUAGCACUGGGAGCUAAAUAUGCUGGAAAAGGAACCCGAGAAAUGCAAAAGCAUCCUUUCCUGAGUUUGGAAAUCGGGUUUCUGGACAGUGACUGUCUCUCAUUUCGUAACCACUGCGAAGAGCAAUGUCCAGCUGAGGGGUUACCCCUGGUAAUGCCACUGCCUCCAAAACCCAGAGGGCUGCUUGUGACAGUUAUCUUCUCUUUCUGAAUGGUGAUAGUGGAACUGUGAAAGCAAUGGCAUGACUACUGUUUGAUCUUACAGUCUCUUAAUGGAUAUGGUUUAGAAGUGUCCAUAUGUGCUGGGGGAAGAGAGUUGGAUUGUCAAUUAGACUUUUGUUUGGCAAGCCAUCCAGGCUUCAGAUUGUCUGUUCAAUUCUUUAUUAUCCACAAGGAGGUAUGUGGCACAAGCCAAGCCAAAUCUUAUUGAUUUUAGUCAGUCAUGAGGGGGCUUUUCUAGAUCACGGUGGAGUAGUAGUGUGAUGUUUGCCACUAUCUUUAUGUACUCCAUUCAUGUAGGCUAUGUGCUUGCAUAAUAUUAGCCAGUAAUAGCAGCCAUGAAGUGGUGUUGAUGGGAGCGUGCUGCCAGCUAUGCAAAAAGUGACAUUAAUUUUGGUGUCCACUAAAAUGGUGUGCGGGCUUCUGCUCCAAACUGGGACACAGUCAUAUUCCACUGUGGAAUGGACAACAACUCAUGUUUCUGUUUGGAGUGUGUCACUUUCCCCAAGAUGUUCUUGAAAGUUUUUGUAUAAUGUUGACCCUGGCCUACAUUUUCCUUUUGGUUUUUGCAAGGUGGUGACAGAAGCUGAGAUUGCAGCAGAAAUGGAUGCUUAAUGUUUUCUUAGCAUGGGUAUUUUUUUCAAAUGAAAAGCUGAGGCCACUGUUUUUGAGGCAUUUGGUUUUAACUGCCAUGCCUUAAAAUAGGUUUCUAGUGUUCUCAGGUCCUGUUCUAGAACCUUCUCUGAGGUUUCAAAUGAGGAAUCCUGAGUAGCCAGUGCAAUGUCAUCUGCAUAUAUGAACUUCAAUACCUUUGUCCUGUCCCUUCUCUGAAGCCCCAUCCUGCUCACUCCAUCUCCUCUCCCUUUGCUGCUCACUCCCCAGUCCUCCCUCACUUGCUCAUUUUUUGCAGGGUUCUCAUUCAGGGCCACGAUGUCUCAUAUCACGGAGAAUUUGAAGACCCUUCAGUCUGAGCAAGCAGCGGAAGAAAGCAAGCAGCCUUUAUUGUGUCUGAGAAGACGCUGCAAGGGGAUGAUGGUGAAUGCGUGUGCCCAUGCUGUUUUCUUCUGCAAGCUCCUCUGUGUUCUCAGGAAGAAAGAGGACAGAGGGAAGGUUUCGCUGAUUUCCUCCAAAGAAUCCAUGGGCAGUGAAAGCCUGAAGGUUGGGAUUAUUGGCGGAGGCCACAUUGGGAAGCAGCUGGUGAGGGCACUACUGGAGCUGAGUGGCGUUUUGGCUCAGAAUAUCCACAUGUCUACCAGGAGGCCAGAGACUCUGUCAGAGUUCCAGCAGCUGGGAGUUGAAUGUUUUUAUGACAACGGCCAACUCGUGGCCUGGGCAGACAUUGUGUUUCUUUGUUGCCUCCCAUCUCAUCUGCAGCACAUCUGCUCAGAAAUUCACAGUUCUCUUCGGGAGCCCUGCAUUGUGUACAGCCUAGUCACUGCUGUUCCGUUGCCCAGGUUGAAGCAACUCCUUUCCUACAAUGCUGUCCUGAGGCCACAGUACCAAUGCAAUAUCAGAGACUUAGAGAAUGUGGGGGGGACAAAUGGGACGAUCAGAGCUGCACUCCAAGACCCUAUUAUUAUACAGGCUACCUGUCCCUGUAACACCAAAGAGAGAAUUGCUGUCACUGGCAAAUGGUUGGAGGCAGUUUUCUAUGCAGCCCUGAACAGUUGUAUGUGGCGGCACCUGCCCCACCAGCAGGCAUUGAAGUUACUGAAUGAUGUAUGUUUCCCCAAGCAAUGCCCCAUCUGUGCAGAAAAGACCUCCUGCCCACGGUUUGUGUGUGGGAACUUUGUCAACCAAACCUUUGUCUCCUCCCUGACUGAAGAAGACACCUUCCCCUGGUUUGACCUGACAACUGUACAAAUGAAGGAGUCUCCCUUCAGUCAGCUCCUAGCAAGCAGUGAGUCUCUUCAGAACCAUCUUACUUUAUUGUACUAUACCUCCUUUGGAGUUCCACUGGAAAAGAGUGGCAGGAUGGUCAGCAGGGGCCACUGGCAGCAGAAUAUCGUCUUUUCUUGCCACAGCAGCUCCCAGGAUGGUGCUGGGUUAUGAGUCAAUCUCCACCCAUGGCUCUUAUUGAUGUGACUUGGACAAAA